Molecule: messenger RNA, 552 nt
Organism: Knipowitschia caucasica
Lineage: Eukaryota; Metazoa; Chordata; Actinopteri; Gobiiformes; Gobiidae
Source: the annotation of a GenBank genome assembly
AUGUCUCGUCCUGACUGUGACCUGUUUGAGACCGAGACUCAGAGCAGAAGAAUGUUGGCUCCGAACGAGAACAGGGCGAGAACAAGGCAGCUAAACUUAGAGCUGCACUUAGACCUAGACUUAGAGCUGGACUUAGACCUGGAUUUAGAGCUGGACUUAGACCUGGACUUAGAGCUGGACUUAGAGCUGAACUUAGAGCUGGACUUAGAGCUGAACUUAGACCUGGACUUAGACCUGGACUUAGAGCUGGACUUAGACCUGGACUUAGAGCUGGACUUAGAGCUGAACUUAGAGCUGGACUUAGAGCUGAACUUAGAGCUGGACUUAGACCUGGAUUUAGAGCUGGACUUAGAGCUGGACUUAGAGCUGGACUUAGAGCUGGACUUAGAGCUGGACUUAGACCUGGACUUAGAGCUGAACUUAGACCUGGACUUAGAGCUGGACUUAGACCUGGACUUAGAGCUGGACUUAGAGCCUUACUUAGAGUCGGACAGACCUGGACUUAGAGCUGGACUUAGAGCCUUACUUAGAGUCGGACAGACCUGGACUUAG